This is a messenger RNA of Apis dorsata (giant honeybee), 1045 nucleotides long. RefSeq names its product methyl-CpG-binding domain protein 2 (gene MBD-like). The record is from RefSeq and is a predicted model, not a curated record. The coding region runs from base 269 to 940 and encodes 223 amino acids. The transcript has 5 exons. Lineage: Eukaryota; Metazoa; Arthropoda; Insecta; Hymenoptera; Apidae.
AAUAUAAUAUAAAUCGUAUUUUUUAAUUUACAUAUAAUACAAAUUAUCAUAUUAAUCUUAAUAAAUAUUGCAAAUGAUGGUUCAAUAACAGGGUAUAGAUAGUACCGCCACCAUGUAGAUAAUUAUUCGAACUGAUCUGCACUAACCUACUCGAAUUUAGCGGAACGCAUCAAUAUGGCCACCGGUAGCUGGCUCAUGUUCCCGGUCGUUAAUUAUUUAAGUAGUUUUAAAGAACGUGCGAAUAUAUUGAAAUAAAUAAUUCUGCAAAAUGAAUAUGUCAGUGGAAAAAAAGAAAUAUCCAUCGGCACUGCCAACAAAUUGGCCGUCCAGAGAAGAGGCUUCGAGAAAAAGCCAAAAUCAAUUGUCAUCUACUGGAAAAGUUGACGUUUAUUAUUACAGUCGUGGAGUCAGAAAUGAUGCAUCGUUAGUACCACCGAUAAGACAAACCGCAUCUAUAUUUAAACAACCAGUAACUAUUUAUAAGACACAGGAAGGAAAAGUAAAAGAUAUUAAACAUGGAAAUCAAGAAAAACCCAAACAAGAAGGAGCCGAUAAAAUUGAUGGCAAAUAUGGCUCCCAAGAUAAGCCUAAACAGUUAUUUUGGGAAAAACGUUUGGAAGGUUUAAGAGCAUGCGAUCCAGAUGGAUUUGAAUUCGAUGGAAUGGAUUUACCAAAAAGUUUGAAGCCAGUUGGUCCGUAUAUUACGGAAGAAACUUUGCUUCAAAGUGUUGCAACUGCAUUACAUGUUUCGUCUCAACCAGUCACGGGACAAACGGGUUCGAAGACAGCUUUAGAGAAAAAUCCCGGGGUAUUUCUUAAUCCCGAUCAACCCCUCGUACAGGCCGUCUCGAUAGCUGACGAAGACAUCAAGAGGCAAGAGGAUCGAGUUGCUUUAGCAAGGAAAAAGCUACAAGACGCUUUACGAUCUAUUCCUAUAUAAAUUGUACAAUUCUUUUAGAUAUUUAUAUUAAUUCUCUCACCCUAGUCCUAAGUUCGUUAUAAAUUAUGUCAUCCUGAUUUUUAUAAUAAAUGUUUUAUAAAGAAA